Messenger RNA from Dromiciops gliroides (monito del monte), 1418 nucleotides. RefSeq names its product solute carrier family 22 member 31 (gene SLC22A31). Gene Ontology annotation, molecular function: transmembrane transporter activity. The coding region runs from base 41 to 1405 and encodes 454 amino acids. NCBI's taxonomy places the organism in Eukaryota, Metazoa, Chordata, Mammalia, Microbiotheria, Microbiotheriidae. Gene Ontology annotation, cellular component: membrane. Gene Ontology annotation, biological process: transmembrane transport. The record is from RefSeq and is a predicted model, not a curated record. The transcript has 8 exons.
UCUCGUGUGUGAGGACCGAUGGAAGGUGCCCCUGGAGCAGAUGAGUUACCUUCUGGGCUGGUUGUUGGGUUGUGUGACCCUAGGCUCAGCCUCUGACCGGUUUGGCCGCCGAGCCAUCUUUGUGACCUCCCUGGCUCUGGCCACAGUGCUGGGGAGUGGGGUGGCCCUGGCGAUCAGUUACCUGAUGCUGCUGUCCCUGAGGCUGCUCUAUGGGGUCGCCCUGGCUGGUGCCUUCAUCUCCCUCUACGUGGCCCGGCUGGAGCUUUGUGACCCUGACCACCGCCUCCCCUUCUCCAUGGUGGCUGGCCUCUUCUUCGUGGCUGGGACGAUCCUGCUGCCAGGGCUGGCGGCCAUAUGUAGAGACUGGAGGCUCCUCCAGGGGCUGGUGACCCUCAUCCUGGGCCUGAUGCUGUUCUUCUUGGGAUUUCCUUCCCUGUUCCCAGAGUCCCCCAGAUGGCUGGUAGCUACUUGGCAGCUGGACAGAGCCAAGGAGAUCCUGUGGCACUUGGCAGGGGCCCACCUCAACCCCAAGGACUCUACCUUAGAGGAGUUAGACGGGCCAUCUGAGGGGAAGGCUUUGUCCCGAUACCACUCCAUCUUUGAGGUCUUCAGCACUCAGCUCAUCUGGAGAAACAUCCUCAUUCUGGCCUUCACCACGUUGCUCGGGAAUGGCAUCCGGUACAGCUUCACGCAGAACCUGGCGCCCUAUCUGCCCCACUUCUACCUGCCCUGUUUCCUGCUGGCUGGGCUAGAGGCAGCCGCCAGUCUCCUGCUGAUCCCAAUGGCCCAGUGCUGUGGCCGCCGGGCCAGUCUGCUCCUGUGGACCAUACUCACCAGCUUGGCCUCCCUACUCCUUCUCUCCCUUGGCCAGUACCUGCCAAUCUGGACAGUGGUGUUUCUCUCCGGACUGGGGCUCCUGGCCUCCCAGGCUAUGUCUGUACUUAGCAUCUUCUUUACCAGCGAGAUCCUCCCCACCGUGAUUAGAGGAGCCGGGCUGGGCCUCAUCACGGCAGCUGGUUUCCUGGGCCAAGUGGCCACUCCCAUCAUGAGCAUCUCCAACAACCGCGGCUUCUUCCUCCACCAUGUGGUGUUUGCCUCUUUUGCCGUCCUGUCCAUGCUCUGCAUCCUGUUACUGCCUGAGAGCCGGGGCCGGGGCCUCCCGGAGUCCCUGGAGGAGGCUGAGGGCCAAUGUGCCUCCCCACUUUCCCUGCCCCACUGGCGUCACCCCCAGGAUCACCACCUGCCAUUGCUCCUGCCCUCCCAUAAGCAGACCUGCUAUGGAUGUCAGCAGUACUCCGGCCCAGCGGUCCCCUCCCGGAGGACUGUAGGCCAAUGGCAUCCGCCAGCCAGGGAUCUCCUAGCAGGCCUAGACUCGAAGGCCCCACAGGAGCAGAGGCAUGCCUGACCUAGAGGAAUCC